AUGGCUCUGAUGAUGAAGCUCUUUAAAAGAGUAAAGGGGAUUAGAACACUAUGGUUCCCUCUAAUCCUUAACCUUUAGUCUGGUCUGGUCUGUGUCAGGAGAUAGCGUCAGUGGGCCGGACUUACUGUAGUACAUUUCCAUUAUGGGAAUCAGAGUUUAUUUCCGAACACAUUUAGAGGCAUUAGGGAGCUCACUCAAGCCAAAUGAAAAGGCAGUGUUGUCAAACACCCCCCGCUAUUAGUUUUACAAGCCAUUAUGAUAAUCUAAGUGAACUCCCAGAAGAGCUGUGGAGAUGCCGCUGGAAUGCACACUCAACUGCCAUUUGUAUACGCUUCUGCACUUCCAAGGUCCGUGUAACUCCUCAAUUCCUCUACUUUCCCACCUAAUUUAAUUCUCGCCUCUCCUUGAACCAGCGCUGCAAUAUAAUCACACUCUGGAUCAAGGAUUUACAUUUCAGUCAUUUAGCAGACGCUCUUAUCCAGAGCGACUUACAGUAGUGUGAGUGCAUACAUUUUCAUACUUUCUCUUAUAGGUCCCCCAUGGCAAUCAAACCCACAACCCUGGAGUGGCAAAUGCCAUGCUUUACCAACUGAGCCACACGGGAUUGGGCUGAGCAGGAUCCCUCUUCAAUUUAGAUGCAGUUUUUGACAUAUAGAGAGGAGACGAAGACGCAUUUUUGGCUGAAGAAUGUCCUUGUUUUCCCUUUGCAGAAACUCUUGAUUCAGUUUUUCCUGCAUCUCUGAUUAUAGAAGCACCACUCACUCAGUCACUCAGUCUUUUGGACACCCCAACUCUGGGCUCUGCAGGAAAGAGUGUUUCUUUAACAGAAAACAAGGUCACGCAGCACAUUAAUCUUUCAUGACAAAAUUUGUGCAGCGCAAAGAGGACAUUUUCUGCACUGUAGGGUCCACUAUUAGUUAUAUGGCUUUAUUUAUACAUCCAUCUCCAUUUAUUAUUCAUGUGCUUUUGCCCUGCAGAUUUGGAUGCGCUUUUCUUGAGGGACAGCUGAUAUGCGUGCAAUGUACAGCAGAACACACAACACAGAGAUUGCCAUCCCUAAGCACUGAUUUAGUGCAGGGCAGUGUUUCUGGUUCGUGCUUCUGGUUUGUGGACCGGCUCCGGCCCAUGGGACAUUGCUCAAAUUGAAGUUAUAAAGGAAAGGUGCUCCUCAGAGAAGGAGGACUAUACUGUAGUUUCCCAUUCUCUGACACCAGACCGAUUUGGUGGUCUGUUUCUCUAACAUCCGCUUGUGUUUUUGUCUGCCAGGCAGCCACUGAGCAGAAGAAGCUGAGCCAUGCUGGAUCCAAGCCCUCCCUCUCCGAGAGCAGCGGCCGACUCCCUCAGAUAGCCAUGAACACCUGCAAGUACAAUGGCGGCGUAGUGAGACCACUGGGCAGCCUGGCGUCUUCGCGGCGCAACCUAGCAGAGCUCGACUCGGAGACGCAGCCCCUCCAGACGCUGCACAGCUCCGGCCUGGAGGUGGUGAUAUCCAAGGGCAACGGCGAGGACCCCAGCAAGGCGUCCAACGAGAGCCUGGUCAGGGACGGAAACGGUGCUCCUGUGAAGAAGAACAAGGACAUCGGCUAUAGGCUCGGCCACCGGAGGGCACUCUUUGAGAAGCGGAAGAGACUCAGUGACUACGCCCUCAUCUUCGGAAUGUUCGGGAUCGUCGUCAUGGUGACUGAGACUGAACUGUCCUGGGGAGUUUACGGCAAGGUAAUUAGUGUGGGUGGUCUUUUUGUUUGUUGAAUACCUCCAAUACUGCUAUACUCUGAGUCGCUAUACACAAUUUCCCCACUGUGGGGGAAAACACGAGGGAGUUCUCAUAGACCGCCAGCAAAAAAAGCCUCAUGUUGCUUAUGAAUCCAUUUCACACUACUUUUGGAUUAUAAUUGAAUUGUAAGGCUUGUAUGAAUGUCCUGCUUAAUAUAUUGUUUGUGUCAUCGUCGCAAAUCAACUGCAUUAUACUUAAACACUUCAAAUUCAACCAGUAAAAUGUCAAUGAGCGUUAGCAUUCUAGCUAACUGCUGCAUUCAAAAUAGGAUUUUUGCAACUAUCACAACCAAAUGUAAUCUUAGAAACUGUUCAAGCAAUAAUCAAAACAACAUUGUAAUCCUAUGAGAACUCCACCAAAAAUGAUUUAGUUUUGAAGUUAUAACUACGUAAAUCUAGGCUAUGUUGAAUGGGCACAGACGGCAAAUGGCAGUUGUUUUCCCCCAUACUUGUUUAUGACGUGAAUAACGACUCGGAGUAUACUAUGUUUAGAUAUGAAGUAAUGUUAAACAUGGUGAACACACAGUGAACUGCAGAGAUAUCUGUGGAAGUAGAAUGACAAUUAUUGCGAUUCAAACAAAAACCUGCCUGAACAUCAUAUUUAUGAGGAUGGCCUUUUUGAAUUGUUUGAUUUCGUAUUGGAAUAGACAACUACUGCAGUAUCAGAGGGCAGAGCUUGGGCAAAGGGCUGUUUUCACUAAGCUGCUGCUGGUAUUUUGAGAGUCACUUUGAAGCCUGCCCUGCAGCCAAACACGACGCUGCCCAAUCACAAUAGAGAGAGCUGCUUCAAAGUGUCUGACAUUAUCUCUGCCCAGCGCGUGGGAGUGUCAGGACAACCCAACAUGGCGGCAGGCUGUUGUAAUUUCAGGGUCGCCAUGGCCUGGUCACGACUCCCUGACCUAUCAUUAGCUUCAUCAACCAAUCAAUUUGGAUUUGGGCAGUGCUUUCUGUGCAGAACAUUUGUCACAGUGCACUUAAGGAAAGGUUUGGCCCCAAUGUUUCCCAGACUGCACUGUUGGCUAGCGUCACCACAUAGUCAAUGCAACGAGCCAGCAUGAUAGGCCUAAGUAGUAGCUGGAUUUUUUACAACUGCAUGAGGUAAAGUAAGAUUGAGCAGCAAUGUUUUGGUUAAGUCCAGCCAAUUUGAAUUGAUAAAUUCAAUAUUGCCGAUAUGUGUCUAUGAGGUUUCUAUUAACCAAUUUUCAAAGUAAAUUUAGAUUAAUUGUCGAGUUGACCUGAGUUGAAAUUGAACUGACCCACCCCAAGAGAGCAUAUCAACAUCCAUUUACAACGACUUGGUCGUCCGCAGCCUUGACAACAGAGCAAUGGGCAGCUUUUACAAUCGCCCGUGACGAUUAUUUAAGAAUGAUUCCUAUUGUUGUUUUUGUCGCUGUUGUCAGGAUUACAACCCCCCCCCCCCCCCCCCCCCCCCCCCCCCCAAUUCAUUAUAUAACAUGUUUUAUUCCCACCACUAUUACAGCUGAUUCAUCAAACCGCUUUUUACCCACAGAGGGAACUCUAGUAGUGCAGGUCCUUAUUCCAAAGAUCUAUGACCCCUUUAUAGGCGUUGCAGCUCUAGCAUCCAAACGAUCAAUUCAUCACUCCCACCACUCACGGUGGGUCGCUUCCUGCUAAUGCUAGAAGGUGCACAACAUAACGGCUCCGUUUCUGCAUCCAGGCUACUAUUAGAUGAAUGAUGAAUUAAAAGUUUGCAUACUGUUUAGAGCCAAUGUUUGACCUCUACUUCCUGCUACUGUCAUGUUUUGAGAGAACACUGUGAUGCUGUUGUUUUUAGAUCAAACCCCUUUCCUCAGCUGUCUCAUUAGGUUCUAAGCUAAUAAUAUGUGGUGUUUUCAUUGUCUGUGUUCCUCUCCCUACUACUAGCUACAUUCACUCUAAAGGAAAACCUUUUUGGAAGAUAGAAGUUAGAUGGAUUUAUUUUGGUCUUGUUCACUCCAGCCAACAAUAUAUUUGUAUUUGUCCACCAUGAAGACUGCCUAAAUGAUUUCACAAAAAUAAAACACAUCUAAGUUGAAGAUUUCUUACGCAGUUUAUAUUAAUGCUUUUACAUUUACAGUUCUGAGGUGAAGCCAAGGUAUGACCACUCCUCUGAAAGUCAACAUAGGUUGUACAUGCUAUGUAAUCGUCAAAAAUAUUCUUAAUUUAUUUUAUAUAUUUAUAUUUCUCCUCAAUAUUACUGUAUCUCUAAACUAUAUUUCUUAUGUGUCUGUCUCUCACUACAGGAAUCUUCGUACUCAUUUGCACUGAAAUGCCUUAUCAGCCUUUCCACUGUUAUAUUGCUUGGUCUUAUAAUAAUGUACCAUGCCCGGGAAAUCCAGGUGAGUCGAAAUAGUGCAACAAUGUGGCAGGAAAUACCUUUUCAUUAUGUUGUCAUUUAUGGGCCGGUGUGGUGAUUGCCUGAAUUGCUUGAACAUUGAGUUUGAUUAUUGAGUGUGAUGAUGCCUAUUAUUGAUAAAUAGUAGUAUUAUAGUAGAUUUUUUAAAAAAGUAUUCAACAUUUAAACAGGUCAACUUAAUUGGGUAUAUUAGAUAUUUUACAGUCCUAAUUCAGCUGAUUUAUAUUAUGAUAUUUACAGAAAAUUACUGAAAUAACUGGUACUUAUUUUAAGGCUCUUUAAAAAGUGUGGCAUCUAUUAAAGCUGUAAUCCACAGCGGUGAAACUGCCACGUCCGUUCGCAAUAUUACAACAACAAAGAAAUUACUUCAAACAACGAACACAGUUUUCUUUCAUCAUUGCACAUCAUUGCACGCGAGAUAGAACAGCAGAGUAUGUAUUACGGACUGUAAAAUAUAGUAUAUGAAGACUGUAAAAUAAAGUAAAUAACUAGUGUAAAAUAAAGUAUAUAAAGACUGUAAAAUAAAGUAUAUAACUACUGUAAAAUAAAGUAUAUAACUACUGUAAAAAAGUAUAUAAAGACUGUAAAAUAAAGCAUAACUAAGCUACUUUUUGCUUCUCCCGCAGCUGUUUAUGGUGGACAAUGGGGCGGACGACUGGAGGAUAGCCAUGACGUACGAACGCAUCUUCUUCAUCGUGCUGGAGCUGCUGGUGUGCGCCAUCCACCCCAUCCCGGGCCAUUACCGCUUCACGUGGACGGCGCGGAUCGCCUUCACCUACACUCCGUCGACGGCCAACGCCGACGUGGACAUCAUCCUCUCCAUCCCCAUGUUCCUGCGCCUCUACCUGAUCGGCCGAGUCAUGCUGCUGCACAGCAAGCUCUUCACGGAUGCCUCGUCACGCAGCAUCGGCGCCCUCAACAAGAUCAACUUCAACACGCGCUUCGUCAUGAAGACGCUCAUGACCAUCUGCCCCGGCACCGUGCUGCUGGUCUUCAGCAUCUCCUCGUGGAUCAUCGCCGCCUGGACGGUGCGAGUCUGCGAGAGGUAA
Molecule: messenger RNA, 5178 nt
Organism: Coregonus sp. 'balchen'
Lineage: Eukaryota; Metazoa; Chordata; Actinopteri; Salmoniformes; Salmonidae
Source: the annotation of a GenBank genome assembly